Messenger RNA from Tachysurus vachellii, 5289 nucleotides. RefSeq names its product NLR family CARD domain-containing protein 3-like. The transcript has 12 exons. Gene Ontology annotation, molecular function: protein binding. The coding region runs from base 430 to 3351 and encodes 973 amino acids. The record is from RefSeq and is a predicted model, not a curated record. NCBI's taxonomy places the organism in Eukaryota, Metazoa, Chordata, Actinopteri, Siluriformes, Bagridae.
AUAUUUUUCCCUUUCAGUCACCUGACUGGACUAUUUCUACUUUUUUCUUUUGUUUCUUUCCGUGGAAGGAACAGACUUUAUAACAAGGACAACAACAAAUAAAAGGCGAACUAAGGACUUUUUUUGAACUGUAAAAUAUUAUUAUUAUAGGAAAAUAUUCUUUAUUCAUACCAAACAGGCCUGAUUGUGUUAUAUCUAAAUUUAGAUGAAGUAGUCGAAGCUUUGAUCAUAUUUACUGUGUCUGUCUGUCUGUAUGCGUGUGCGUGCGUCUCUGCCCUUCCCCCCUCUGCAGUAUAAACUGUAAUGAAAGUGAAAGUCAGCAGCUCCAUUUUGUGUCGAGUGAAAAAUAAAAGAUUUCAGGAGUAAAAACACAUGAACUCUACUGAUUCAGUGCGUAAUUUAAUCCUGCUGUAAUCUGGAGAAGGAGACAUGACCUCCAACAUGAGUGUGUCUGGAAAACAGGACUUAAAGAAAGACGAAAGAAUGAUGGAGGGAAAGAGAUCAAACUCACCAGAACCCAGCUGUGUGUCCAUGAAGAGUGACGCGUCAAAGGGACCUCCAAUUAACUUCAGAGACAGUUCUACCGAUGUGAGAAUGAUGGAGGGAAAGAGAUCAAACUCACCAGAACCCAGCUGUGUGUCCAUGAAGAGUGACGCGUCAAAGGGACCUCCAAUUAACUUCAGAGACAGUUCUACCGAUGUGAGAAUGAUGGAGGGAAAGAGAUCAAACUCACCAGAACCCAGCUGUGUGUCCAUGAAGAGUGACGCGUCAAAGGGACCUCCAAUUAACUUCAGAGACAGUUCUACCGAUGUGAGAAUGAUGGAGGGAAAGAGAUCAAACUCACCAGAACCCAGCUGUGUGUCCAUGAAGAGUGACGCGUCAAAGGGACCUCCAAUUAACUUCAGAGACAGUUCUACCGAUGUGAGACCACAAAAGAGAAAAUCAAAAAUCAGCAUAAAUCAGCUGGACUCCAUAUUCAAGGAGCUGGAACACAAUGUCAUCACUCUGAUAAAGAAUGAGCUGAAGAGGAUUAGGAAGCUCCUGAGUCCAGAUUACCCAGCACGUACUGAGAGGAAGGUGGAGGAUGAGGAGGAUCUGCACAGUGUCAGAGAGGGAGCACUACAGAUCACACUGCAUGUCCUGAAGGACAUGAAACACACAGAUCUCGCUAACACACUGCACAACCAAAUCACCUCUGUGUAUCAGUCAAAGUUGAAGUCCAAGCUGAGAGAGAAGUUUAAAAGAAUUAAUGAAGGAAUCUCACAGCCUGGAAGCUCAGCACUUCUGAAUAAGAUCUACACAGAGCUCUACAUCACAGAGGGUUGGAGUGGAGACGUCAAUAAUGAACAUGAGGUGAGACAGAUUGAGACAGCGUCCAGGAGACCAGCAACAGAGGAGAAACCCAUCAAAUGUAAUGACCUCUUUAAAGAUAAGUCCAUCAGAACUGUGCUGACUAAAGGAGUUGCUGGAAUUGGAAAAACAGUCUCUGUGCAGAAGUUCAUUCUGGACUGGGCUAACGGAAAAGCAAAUCAGGACGUCAUCUUCAUGUUUCCACUUCCCUUUAGAGAGCUGAAUCUAAUGAAGCAGCAAAAUCUCAGUCUGAUGAAUCUUCUUCAUCACUUUUUCCCAGAAAUAAGAAAACUAGACUCAAUAGACUGUGUCUCCUACAAAGUGGUGUUGAUCUUUGACGGUCUAGAUGAGUGUCGACUUCCUCUAAAUUUUCAGAAGAAUGAGAGCUUGUGUAAUGUGACAGAGUCAGCCUCAGUGGAUGUGCUGCUGACGAACCUCAUCAAGGGAAAUCUGCUUCCCUCUGCUCUCCUCUGGAUAACCACAAGACCAGGAGCAGCCAACCUGAUCCCCCAUGAGUGUGUACACCAGGUAACAGAGGUACGAGGUUUCAGUGAGCCUCAGAAAAAGAAGUACUUCAGGAAGAGGAUCGGUGAUCAGAGCCUGGCCAAUAAAAUCAUCACACAUUUGAAGUCUUCAAGAAGCCUCUACAUCAUGUGCCACAUCCCAGUCUUCUGCUGGAUCACAGCCACUGUUCUAGAGAGAAUGUUGGGUGAAGCUGAGGAUGGAGAUAUCCCCAAGACUCUGACUCAAAUGUUCACACAUUUCCUGAUCUUUCAGAUCAAACACAAGGACCAAAAGUACCAUCAGAAAUGUGACCCUGAUCCUCAGCAGACCAGAGAGAGUAUCAGGGCACUGGGAAAACUGGCUUUUCAGCAGCUGGAGAAAGGAAACCUGAUCUUCUAUGAGGAAGAUCUGAGAGAGUGUGGCAUUGAUGUCAGAGAAGUGUCAAUAUACUCAGGAGUGUGUACCCAGAUCUUCAGAGAGGAGUCUGGGCUUCACCUGGGGAAGGUGUUUAGCUUUGUCCAUCUGAGUGUUCAGGAAUUUCUGGCUGCUUUAUAUGUAUUUUUCUGCUUUAUUUUUAAAAAGACAAAUGUACUUGUGAAGCAAAGUACUGGACCUUUUAAUUUCUUUAAAAACCCCAGCAUGUCUGAUCUCCUCAGGAGUUCAGUGGACAAGGCCUUACAGAGUGAGAAUGGACACCUGGACCUGUUCCUCCGCUUCCUUUUGGGUCUCUCACGGGAGUCCAAUCAGACUCUCUUACGAGACUUAAUGCCGCAGACAGGAUUCAGAUAUCACAACAAACAGGAAACAGUGGCGUACAUCAAGGAGAAGAUCAGGGAGAAUCCAUCUCUAGAGAAAUCCAUCAAUCUGUUCCACUGUCUGAAUGAACUGAAUGAUGAUUCUCUAGUGCAGGAAGUACAAACUUACCUGAACAGAAGAGGUGACAGCCGUCUCAGUGGAACCAGACUCUCUCCUGCUCAGUGGUCAGCUCUGGUGUUUGUGUUACUGAACUCAGAACAGGAGCUGGAUGUGUUUGAUUUGACUAAAUAUGAUCCAUCAGAUGAAGGUCUUCUGAGGCUGUUGCCAGUGGUCAAAGCCUCCAGAAAAGCUGAUCUGUGGAAGUGUAAUCUGACAGAGGAAAGCUGUAGAGUUCUGUCCUCAGUUCUCAGCUCAAACUCCUCUAACCUGAGAGAACUGAACCUGAGUGUCAAUAAACUGCAGGAUUCAGGAGUGAAGCUGCUCUCUGAUGGACUGAGGAAUCCACACUGUACACUGGAGAUACUGAGGAUAUGGAACUGCAGUAUUACAGAUGAAGGUUGUGCUGCUCUGGCUUCAGCUCUGAGGUCAAACUCCUCCUCACACCUGAAAGAACUGGAUCUGUACAAUAAUAAUGCAGGAGAAUCAGGAGUGAAGCUGCUCUCUGAUCUACUGAAGGAUCCACACUGUAAACUGGAGACACUACACAUUAAUUAUAAGAAACUCACCAGGUCUGAUGUAUGACAGGAGUCUCUCCUCAGACCUUUUUUCCAGGAUAAAUCAGUUAUGGUGGUGAAGCAUUAGAACACGUCCCACAUUUCCAGCAGUUUGGGAGCUGAAUCAUUCAUAUUCAGAUGUAGAAGAUCCAUAACAAUAACUGUGACUGAUCACAUCCUUUUAUCCACUCAGCUACAACUUCACACUUUAACAUAUUUUAUAAUCCAAAGUCAAAACCAUCUACACACAACACAGAUAUAUCAUCACAUCAUUACACUGAUUACACAAAUACACAUUCAUGUGUUGGAGAUGUUUAUAGAUUAGUUUUACCUCUUUAAAGCCAACAUUCUGUUUUCCUAUUUAAGCUUAGACAAAAAUUAUCAAGAGUAACUCCUCCUAGGGCUUUCGAGCCACAUGCACCAAAUUUGUUGUUUGUUGCUAUUACUUUUCUAAGCGAUCCGAGUUCUGGUACUUCUGGUACCGGGUCUCAAAGUGGCCUUUUUUCCCAUAGAAUCCCAUUAUAAAUUUUGGAGGUUUAUAACUCGGCAAGCUUUUGAACUAUCUACACCAAACUCGGCCAGCUCCUUUAGGGUGAUACUCUGAACAAAGUUUUAAAUUGGUGUACCGACUGGCCUUCCGGUUGUGCUGCAGCCCCGCCCCCAAAAUAUGCAAAAUCAAAAAACUUUUUACAACAUGGACAUGUGACAUAUCAAAACACUCAGCACAAUGAAGAGAACUGCCUCACGUGUAUUCUGGUCAUGUCACGUGACAUCACAUGAAAAAAAUAAUUGGCACAACAUGGACAUGUGACAUAUUAAAAUACUCAGCCCAAUGUGGGGAACUUCCUCAAGAGUAUUCGGAUGAUGUCACAUGCUUGUCUCCACUUACCUCCAAAUGUUUUGCCACCCUACCUUUCUGUCUACUUGCUUCCAAAAGUAACACUGUCCCUUAUGUCCACUCGCCUCCAAAAAGCACUGGCCUUUGCGAAUACUUGCAUUGUCAAAGCCAACAUCAAAGUUUGUCGCGACGAACUUUGCAAAUCUAGUUUUUAUCUCAAAUUUGUUUCUGCACAGAUGAUCGACUCACAGUUGUGAUAAUGAUUCAUUUAUUUUCCUUUAAAAGUGUCUUCUUUUCAAUCCCUUUUCACCAAACACUUGUAAAAUCUUUAUUAAAAUUCACUUAAAACAAAUAUAAACUUCACUCCCUAAUCCAUUCCUGAACUCUUCUUUUUUGUGUAGUUGAUCUAUUUUUCUUUAAUUUCUUCAUGACAUUUUUUAUCUUCGUUGCAUCUUGUUUUUAUAUCACUUAACUUAAGACAGACAGAACCUGGAUGCUUCACUGUGUUCUCUUUUGCCAAACUUAGUCCCUGCUAGUUGAGCUAGCUAUCUGCCAGUCCAUCAUGUUACAACCCAUGAAACGGGUGUAUUGUAUUGUGUUCUUGUAUAUGUCUGUGUGCAGGUUUAUUCCUGGCCAGAGUUUCCAGCCUGCCCUAGCCUGCCCUUAUCCUGCCCCAUACGAUGACAUCAUCACUAAUCAUCACUAAUAAAGAGAAAGCAGAAGAAGGAGGAGGAGGAGGGUGUUAGUAGUGGUGGUUGAUUGUGGUGUGAUAGUUCUUGUUCCGGUUUUGACUUCUGCCUGUUUCUGACUCUGAGCUUGGUUUCCCCUUGGAAUUGUUGCUGUGUUUACACUUUGUAAAUAUAUAUCACUGUAUAUUGUUCACUGUUUCACUGGCAGUAGGCGUGUGGCUGCUUCUUUUCUUUGGGAGUGGGUUCCUUUUUCCCCUGUGUGUUUUGGUAGGGAGUUAGGGAAGUUCCAUUGUAUUUUUCUUUUCUUUGCUUUCAGGUAAGGAUAGUUACCUUACUAUUAGACCUUUUUGUUUAUUAUUUUGACCUGGGCCUAUCUUGAAGAGACGCCAGUGUACUGUCAGCUGUAACUAUUAUUUAUAUCUGUAAAUAUACAAAUACG